UCGAAGGCUUACGUGAAGGUUUCAAUAUUCAGACAAUUGACAAAUAAGAGUAACCGAAUGCGUUUUGACAUGUAGCACAUUUUGAUAUUUUUACACAUUAUUACCAGUUAUAAAUAGUUUUUAUUAGUUUUGAAGUUCACAAAUAUAGUUUUUUAAUAUGGCUACAUCUAAUAAUGGAAAUGGAAAUGUGAUUGAUGAAUUUGAGGAAUCAUUUCAGCAAUAUCUAAAUCUUUUCACAAAAAAUGAAGGAUUUGAAAAACAAAAAGAUUUAGAAUUGCAACUGGAUAAAGAUGAAUCAAAGUUGGAAGUUGAUCAAGUAUUUUUUCGAUUUAUUGAUAUGGCUCGCCAAGUAGAAGCAUUUUUUUUACAAAGAAGAUUCCUUUUAUCAGUUUUAAAGCCAGAAUUGCCAAUAAAAGAGGAAAUAAUGGAUUUAAAAACAGAAAUAUUUAGAAAAGAAGAAAUGAUCAAAAAACACCAUGAUAAAGUUGUAGUAUGGCAAAAUUUACUAGCUGAAAUGCAUGGAUGGGCCCAACCAAAUGGAUCAUCUUGUAAUGUACCAAAUAUGAAUCAACAAACAAAUAGUGGCAACAAUACUAAUAAUCAACAUCAUUAUAUGUCACAACCUAUUCAUUCUCAAUCACCUAUACAGCAUCACGCACAUUUACAAAAUCAACAACCUCCUAAUGCGUCGAUGCAAAUGAAUCUUCAAGCUAAUGGAGUCCCAACCAUUCCUCAAAAUGUCUUUGCUAAUCAAGGAAAUAUGGGGCCGUCCAGAAAUCCUGGUUUUGGACUUCCUGUUAACAAUAGCAGCUCGCUUCAGGGACCAUUAGCUUACUUAGAAAAAACUACGAGUAAUAUUGGCAUGCCAGACAGAAGAAGUUGACGUGGAAGAGGGAGGGGACGUGGUAGAAGUCGUGGUAGAGGUCGUGGGAGAGGCAGAGGAUCUGAUUUAUCAUGUUUAAGUGAAAUGGUCAGUACUUCAAUGACCUCGCAAUACAUCCCGGCAUCUGCAUCGAACGUACCGACUGCUGUUAUGUCCCUUCCCUCUGGUGAUUCAUUGUCUUAAUUUAAUUCUUUUUUUUUUUAAUGUUUUACUAAGUGUAAUUUUUUAGGGAUAAUUUAAUUUAUAUUAUUUUACUGCAUUAUAAAUUAUAAACAUUGAUAAUGUGAAUAAGUUUAUAUGUAAUAAAGUCAAAGAUUAAUUUGAAAUUCA
Messenger RNA from Trichogramma pretiosum, 1213 nucleotides. RefSeq names its product mediator of RNA polymerase II transcription subunit 28 (gene MED28). The transcript has 4 exons. Gene Ontology annotation, cellular component: mediator complex. The coding region runs from base 158 to 883 and encodes 241 amino acids. NCBI's taxonomy places the organism in Eukaryota, Metazoa, Arthropoda, Insecta, Hymenoptera, Trichogrammatidae. The record is from RefSeq and is a predicted model, not a curated record.